CAUUCUCAUACGCAACACUCUCUUCCACGUUACAUCAUCAUCAAUAAAACAAAACAAAACCCUUUUAUGCUACAAACCAUAUUUUCCAUUUUCUGCAUCCACUACUACUUGAUCAUGUUUCUGUGAGUUGUUAUAAUAGCUAAAAAACAAACAAAAUAUGCAAAGGUUCAACUCAACAAGUGAAUCACCUUCACCACUCUAUUCUCAUUCUUCAUUCCUGUUGAGGGGAGAUGAACCUAAUCUUAAUCCAACACGUUUCUUUGAUCCUCAACUUUCAUUUCAACAACACUAUGCUGUUGAUUUAAGUUCUAUGUUUGGUGCAAAGUCUAACAAUGAUGCUGUUGCAGCAAGUAACUUGCAGUAUGGAACAUUCAACACUAAUUUUGGUUCAGCUUCUUCUUCAGGCAUGGGAGAUAAUACUCAAAAGACUGAAGAUACUUCAACAGAAGAUAUCGAUACUGAUGAUAAAAUCAAUCAAUGUUUCUCUACUGUGUCUUGGUGCAAUGGUGUUGAGAAUGAGGGUCUUGUGGUUGUUGAUUCCAAGGAGCAAUGUAAGACUAAGGAUAAAUCUGAAGAGCAGAAGAAUCUUCGUAGGCUGGUUCAGAAUCGCGAGGCUGCGAGGAAAAGUCGAUUAAGGAAAAAGGCAUACGUGCAACAACUGGAGAAUAGUCGACUUAAGCUUGCUCAAAUAGAGCAAGAGCUUCAACAAGUACAUCAGCAGGGUGCAUUUGUUGCAAACGGAGUCGCAGCGGAUCAUGGUCAUUCGGUUGGUGGAAGCAGUAAUUCAGGCGCGUUAGCGUUUGAUAUGGACUAUGCCCGUUGGGUCGAUGAACAUCAACGACUAAUCGAUGGCAUAAGAUCAGCUAUAAAUUCACAAAUGGGUGAUAAUGAACUUCAUCUUCUUGUGGAUGGUGUCAUUAUGCAUUAUGAUGAGUUAUACAGAUUGAAGCGCAUAGGUGCGAAAGCCGAUGUAUUUCACAUACUUUCGGGCUUGUGGAUAACACCUGCAGAAAGAUGCUUCAUGUGGCUCGGUGGAUACCGCUCGUCCGAACUUCUCAAGAUAGUUAGAAACCAUCUCGAUCCGUUAACGGAUCAGCAGUUGAUGGGAAUCUACAACCUGCAGCAUUCUUCUCAACAAGCCGAGGACGCAUUAUCUCAAGGCAUGGAAGCAUUGCAACAAUCCCUUUCCGAAACGCUUUCAUCCACCACCAACGGAUCUGGAAAUGUCGCCGAGUAUAUGGGCCAAAUGGCCAUUGCAAUGGCCAAACUAGCCACACUAGAGACUUUCAUUCAUCAGGCUGAUCUCUUGAGGCAACAAACACUCCAACAGCUGCGUCGAAUUUUGACCGCGCAUCAAGCUGCCCGCGCUCUCGUCGUUCUAAAUGACUACGUUUUGCGAAUUCGAGCACUGAAUUCAUUAUGGUUAGCAUGUCCUAAAGAAUCACAUUAGAGUAAUGACACAUUAACGUCGUCGAUAAGAAACCUUAUUUUCCUUAACCGCCGAUCUAAUUACCUACAUAUUCAUAUUUCCUAGUUUUCAAAUCUUGAUAAUUGUUAUGUAAAUUAUCACAUUCAAGAACAAGUUGUGGCAAUGUUAAAGCUUGAAACUAAUUGCAUGAAACAAAUUUCACAAGUUCAUUCUAUUCUCUUUUAAU
Vicia villosa (hairy vetch) is the source of this 1655-nucleotide messenger RNA. RefSeq names its product transcription factor TGA2.3-like. NCBI's taxonomy places the organism in Eukaryota, Viridiplantae, Streptophyta, Magnoliopsida, Fabales, Fabaceae. Bases 158 to 1450 code for a protein of 430 amino acids. Gene Ontology annotation, molecular function: DNA-binding transcription factor activity; sequence-specific DNA binding. Gene Ontology annotation, biological process: DNA-templated transcription; regulation of DNA-templated transcription. The transcript is spliced from 11 exons. The record is from RefSeq and is a predicted model, not a curated record.